Arachis stenosperma is the source of this 1449-nucleotide messenger RNA. RefSeq lists its product as uncharacterized. The transcript has a single exon. Lineage: Eukaryota; Viridiplantae; Streptophyta; Magnoliopsida; Fabales; Fabaceae. Bases 1 to 1449 code for a protein of 482 amino acids. The record is from RefSeq and is a predicted model, not a curated record.
AUGGAGGUAAUCAAAACCAAGGGUGGAGAGAUAACUCAAACCAAAGGUGGAACCAAGCUCCCCAAGCUCAACCUAACCAAAAUGCUCAAGCCUAUUACCCCCAACACCCCCAAGGUCUGCAACAAUACCAACAACCCCCCACAACCUCAAUCUCAAGUGAAGUACCAACAUCCAAAUAGUAGAUUCAAUCCUUCUCAAGUUAACCAAGCCCCUCCUCCUAAUCAAACCCACAUGAAUGACACAAUCCAUACCUUCAUGCAAGAGCAAAGAGAGUUUCAUAAGAAACAAUAUGCAUACAUGGCUACAAUAGUCGAAGCCCUUACCCGUUUGACUCUCCCUCCUCAAACCGCACAAAGCACCCAACAAGCUUCAACCUCAAGUAGUCUACCCUCUCAACCUCAACCCAGCCCUAAGGGGAGCAUAAAUGCCAUUACUCUCCGAAGUGGUACUAAGUUGGACUUGGACAAGAAUGUUGCUAUACCCGUCAAGGCGAGUAAGAAGAUCAACAGUGAUGAGGUAGGAGAAGAGGUGGAGAUGACAAAGGGUGAUGAUGAAAAUGUUGACAAAAGUGAGGAGGAGCCACCAAAAGUCAAGGAGCCAAAGAGAAAGACCUUGCUUGAAGAGCCUUCACCUAUUCCAUUCCCAACUUUGGCCAAGAAGGCAAAAAAGCAAGAAGAUCUUGACCCCACUUUGGUGGAAGUUUUUAAGAAAAUCGAAGUUACCGUCCCUCUCUUUCAAGCCAUUCAACAAGUGCCGAAAUAUGCCAAGUUCCUUAAAGAUGUGUGCACUCACAAAGACAAGCUUGGCAAUCUUAACGGAAAGUCAGUAGAUGAUUCCAUCUCUUCUUUGCUUCCUGAAAAAUGUAAUGAUCCCGGCCCAUGUUUGGUGACUUGUUUGAUUGGUCGGAUUAAGUUCAUGGAUUGUAUGUGUGAUUUGGGAGCGUGUGUGAGCAUCAUGCCACUGCCCGUAUACCAAAGAUUGAACUUACCACCCCUCAAGAGAUCCGGAGCAAGGUUUGUCUUGGCUGACAAGAGUAUUGUGUCUGUGGUUGGAAUUACGGAGAACGUCAUAAUCAACAUUCAAGGGUUGCUUUUUCUGGUUGACUUCCACAUCUUGGAGACUCCACCUAUUGAUUCGACUAACCCAUCAUCAAUACUCCUUGGAAGGCCAUUCUUGAAGACAGCCCGUUUCAAGCUAGACGCACACUCGGGAGUCUAUUCUUUUGAGUCGGAUGGAGAGUUAGUCAAGUUCACCCUGGAAGAGUCCAACAAACCCAUUCUUAAGGCCUAUUCCAUUUUUGGGUGUGACAUAGUUGAAGAUAAAGUGAUUGAGGAUAUCAAGGAACAAGAAAAAGAGGAGGUUGCCAAGAAGUCAAAUUCAAAGGAACAUGCUCAACCCAAGAAUGGCAAGGAGUUGGAGAUUUUCCUCCUUGGGGAAGUUCCUAAGUGA